GUCGCACAUAACAAGUAUGGCGGCGCCCUCUGAGCUGCUGCUGCUGCUGCUGUCUAGAGCGUCAGGAGAGAAGCGUUGAAACGCGAUUUCUGAACAUUUAUCAUCUAGGUUUUCUGGUCGAACAAGUGAGGAAGCAUUAAAGCCAUUUGCCCUCGAGAAAGAUGGGUUUAGAGCGGUUGCUCUGCGGGGCACUGGAGUGUUACUCCAAACAGGGUCGACUCGUCAAUGUUCAGCAAAAAGUCAGAGUCUUUCAAAACGUGUCGAUGUCCAACAUGGUUGCCUGUGCAGCAGGUCACGGCGGCAGGAUGUUCGUCCUCAAAAGCCGCCGCGGUGUCGCUCACAGGCUGCCGGCUGCUCGCCUCUGCACCUCCGCCCAGCCCUCCAGAGACGUCGUCCUGUUCGAGCACGACAGGACCCGCUUCUUCCGGCUCCUCUCGGUCUUCUGCGGUGGCCAGUUCCUCUUCUGGACAUACCUGGGCCACUUCGCUUACACUGGGCUCAGAGACACCGGUAAAGGGAAGGCCAAGACGUCCACCACCACCGGACUCGCGGGGAUGUGGAGCUUUGAGAUGAACCUGGGGUCAAACGCCUGGAGGUACGGCUUCACGCUGGGGUGCCUGACAAUAGGAGCAUGGAUGGUCGGGCUCGGUGUCCUGUUUUGCAGGCGCUCUGUCAGCCAGGUGGUUUUACAUCAAGGCGGGAGGAUGGUGACAGUCUCCACACAGUCACCUUUGGGACCAGGCCGAGGCCGGAGAAUAACAGUCCCUCUGUCACAGGUAGCCUGUCAUGCUCACAGACACGAGUCCCCCUCAUUCAUCCCCCUCAGGGUCAAAGGACACAAGUUCUACUUCCUUCUGGACAAAGAUGGGACUGUGAACAACGCCAGGCUGUUUGAUAACACUGUCGGGGCUUACCGGCCAGUUUAAGUUGUUGUUCAUGACACUGUUGCUAAAACUGUAUUCCACACCAACACUGAUUGCUUUUUUACAUGGCUGCCAAACAAAUAAGUCAGUUUCAUUGUCUCUCUUCAUUUAAAUAAAAAUCUAUGAGAUCAAA
Molecule: messenger RNA, 1056 nt
Organism: Cyclopterus lumpus (lumpfish)
Lineage: Eukaryota; Metazoa; Chordata; Actinopteri; Perciformes; Cyclopteridae
Gene: tmem223
Product: transmembrane protein 223
Exons: 1
Coding region: 162-926 (254 amino acids)
Biological process (GO): nervous system development
Cellular component (GO): mitochondrion
Source: RefSeq, a predicted model, not a curated record